Molecule: messenger RNA, 399 nt
Organism: Gekko japonicus
Lineage: Eukaryota; Metazoa; Chordata; Lepidosauria; Squamata; Gekkonidae
Gene: SYCN
Product: syncollin
Exons: 1
Coding region: 1-399 (132 amino acids)
Biological process (GO): exocytosis
Cellular component (GO): secretory granule membrane
Source: RefSeq, a predicted model, not a curated record
AUGAAGGCCUCUCAGAGCCUCCUCCUCCUCCCGCUGCUCUGCGCCCUGGCCUGGGCCCAGUGCCCGCUCCCGGCCGAGCUGAAGAACCCCAAUGGCACCAAGAUCUGCGCCCAGCUCUACACGGACAACAGCCCCUACUACGACCAGUGCUGUGGGGGGAGCGUCCUGCUGGUGCAGCCGGACGAAGAUCAGCCCUACGUCCCAAAGGCAUUCAAUGACAAGGUCUCCUCCUUGGUGGUGGCCCCCCGUUGCGAGCUGUCCGUCUGGGACAAGAAGGGCAAAGCUGGCAAGACCAGGAAGUUUAAGACCGGGGCCUUCCCCCGGCUCCAAGAGUAUCGAAAGGGGCUUAUGGGAAACUGGGACAAUGCCAUCUCGGCCUUCUACUGCAAGUGUUCGUGA